Molecule: messenger RNA, 1052 nt
Organism: Fusarium redolens
Lineage: Eukaryota; Fungi; Ascomycota; Sordariomycetes; Hypocreales; Nectriaceae
Product: ribosomal protein S6e-domain-containing protein
Exons: 5
Coding region: 124-843 (239 amino acids)
Biological process (GO): translation
Cellular component (GO): ribosome
Molecular function (GO): structural constituent of ribosome
Source: RefSeq, a predicted model, not a curated record
CUAGGAGACGCACCUGCCCACACAUUUCUCAGAAAUUCGCUGUGAAAUUUCCAACCUCAUCAUCCUCUACUAACUUCACAGCAGGCCAGGUCAAGUAAACUUGCACCCACCACAACUGGCAAAAUGAAGUUGAACAUCAGCUACCCUGCCAAUGGCAGCCAGAAGCUCAUCGAUAUUGAGGAUGAGCGCAAGCUCCGUGUCUUCAUGGAGAAGCGCAUGGGCGCUGAGGUUCCUGGUGACUCCAUCGGCGAUGAGUUCAAGGGCUACAUCUUCCGCAUCACUGGUGGAAACGACAAGCAGGGUUUCCCCAUGAAGCAGGGUGUUAUGCACCCUACCCGUGUCCGCCUCCUCCUCUCUGAGGGCCACUCUUGCUACCGACCCCGACGCACCGGUGAGCGCAAGCGAAAGUCUGUCCGUGGCUGCAUCGUCGGCAUGGAUCUUUCUGUCCUCGCCCUCAGCAUCGUCAAGCAGGGUGAUGCUGACAUCCCCGGCCUCACCGACGUCGUCCACCCCAAGCGCCUCGGUCCCAAGCGCGCCACCAAGAUCCGCAAGUUCUUCGGCCUCACCAAGGAUGACGAUGUCCGCAAGUACGUUAUCCGACGAGAGGUUCAGCCCAAGGGUGAGGGCAAGUCUCCUUACACCAAGGCUCCCCGCAUCCAGAGACUCGUCACCCCUCAGCGUCUCCAGCACAAGCGCCACCGCGCUGCCCUCAAGCGCCGCCAGGCCGAGAAGGUCAAGGACGAGGCCAACGAGUACGCCCAGGUCCUUGCCAAGCGUGUUGCCGAGGCCAAGGCCAACAAGGCCGAUGCCCGCAAGCGACGAGCAAGCUCUAUGCGCAAGUAAGGUUCUGGCGUUUAAUGAAAAAAAAGUGGAAUCAUACCUUGGUCUUGUGGUUUGCAUGCAUUGGGAGUGAGGAUUCUCUAUAGGGCUCGUUUUGAGCCAACCACGACUGUAUUAGAGACAUUUCGAAAAUAUGAACAUGCAUUAAUGCACUCGUACCCUGUGCUACUCGGCAACCUUCGUCUGUGUCUAUGUCUGUGCUGUGCCUUUCG